This is a messenger RNA of Filobasidium floriforme, 1605 nucleotides long. RefSeq lists its product as uncharacterized. Gene Ontology annotation, biological process: protein O-linked glycosylation via mannose. Lineage: Eukaryota; Fungi; Basidiomycota; Tremellomycetes; Filobasidiales; Filobasidiaceae. The transcript is spliced from 8 exons. Gene Ontology annotation, molecular function: protein O-acetylglucosaminyltransferase activity. Gene Ontology annotation, cellular component: endoplasmic reticulum. The coding region runs from base 1 to 1605 and encodes 534 amino acids. The record is from RefSeq and is a predicted model, not a curated record.
AUGAGGUCUCUCCCCCGAGGAACCCUGAACGCGAUCAAAAGGGGGUUGGUCGUCCUCCUCACCUUUUUGGUGAUCAACUUUUAUUGGAGGGACCAUCAUCCUUCAGGGUCUUCGUCUUCGUCGGUAUCAGGGUUCGAAUCCAGCCUGAAUGGACAGGAUGCGGAAGGACACGGAGGCCUCCCCUACCCUCUCCCCCGAACCCGUCUACUCAGGAACUCCAUCCCCCUAACUCAAAUUCUCAAUCAUGCCCCAGGGUAUACAGUCUUCCGGGACCUGUACUUCCACAAGGGGAUCUACCUCAUCCUCACCGAUUCCCCGCACGAGAUCCCUAAAAAUCUCGACCAUAUCGCUUUCAUAGAAAACCGACCGGUAGAGGUCCCGAAGCCUGUGGAGAUGCUCGAGGUUAGGAGGGAGCCGAUUAUAGGGAAUUUCCCUAAGGGGAUGAUCCAUGAUGCUUUUAUUACCCCGGAGGAGGCGGUCAAAAGGUUCGAUGUGGGCAAGGUUCAGGUAGUUAAGGGUAUCUCAUUCGUGAAUAAUGACAAGAAAUUCGUCAAUCACUUCUACCACUGGAUCGGCGAAGCAUUCACCGGAGCCUGGAGAGUCUACACGAACCUCUUCACUAAAAACUCUAUACCGCUCCAAGCGAUCCCGGAUCCGGAUAGGUUCAUCUUCAUGCACGUGGACGAUCAUAUGUUCGAUUAUGAGGAUCUGAGUACGUGGGAAGGGGGGUGGAGGGAUAGACAGGGGUUGAAUUUGUGGUAUACGAAGAAGCUUUUCCCCAAUGCCGUCAUCGAGACCCUGGAAGACUGGGAGGACCGCAUGAACAGCGAUACCAUUUAUCGGUUCGAGACCGUCAUCCUGGCCGACCGGUUCGGUGGCCACGCAGGUCCUACCUCGUCCUACAAGCCGUGGGGGGACGCUUUCCGACUAGACGUCCCCAAGAACUGGUUUCAACCGCUAAGGGAACGUCUGUUGGCGGAUUAUAAAGGCCCGAUCCCGGUUGAGCGGACGAAGGAAGGAGCACCGAAGACAAAGUUGCCGGUGAUCACUUAUAUCACUCGGCAGACGACGACGAGGAGGUUGACAGAUGAAAGUCAUGAUGAUCUGAUGAAAGAGCUGGAUCGGAUCAGGAAGGAAAAGCUGGCCGAGGUCAAUGUGGAGGAGUUUGAAGAGCGGUCGGUGGAAGACCAGAUUGCGAUCAUGGGCAGGACUUCGAUCCUGAUCAGCGUGCAUGGGAACGGUCUGACCAACGCCCUCUGGAUGAACCCGGGACCGCACAGUGGGGUGUUCGAGUUCCAGCCCAACUGGUGUCGAUUUAACGAUUUUGGGCCUCUGGCGGAAGGGAACGGAAUCCCCCAUUGGAUCGUCAACGCAGACACGAUGUGCGCGCCAGCCGAAUGCGGGAUCCGAGGCUGCAUAGAUCCCGAAAACCCUGUGGUCAACAGCGACCACAUCGAGAUCGACGCCAGCUUUGUCGCCAAGCAAGUCAGGUCGAUAUUGGCAACCGGGAAACCAGACUAUGUCCCGGCGAGGGCCAACCCUUUGUACCCAGAGGAGGAACCUGGCAUGUGGCCAGGGACGCCGGGGUGGAAAGGAGGGCGAUGA